AUGAGUUCAAACGGGGCGAGCGGUGAAGAGAAAUCGGACUGCGUUUCGUGUAGCGUAGAAGACCCCACAUCUUUGAGCUCUACAACAGUAUCGAGCCAAGUGCCAUCGUCUCUGCCCGACUCAAAGGCACCAACAGAUCUGCCACUCAGCAUUCCCUCUUACGACUUCCCAGCCCCACUUCAAGCCUCCAACUCGUCCAGCAGCACCACGCCCAGUCUGAUCAUCGAAUUCUGCGAUCGCUGUAGAUGGCUCCAUCGAGCCAGUUGGGUGCAGACCGAACUCCUCAUCACUUUUACUUCGGGUGGUGCCGUGCUGAGGAGCAGCACGCUCAUACCCAUGACGAUGGAUGAGACGGCCGGAAGGUUCAGGGUAUGGAUCAUCACCUCGCACAACCAGACGAUAUGUAUCAGCGAUCGAAAGUCCGAGGGAGGCUUUCCGGAGGUCAAAGUGUUGAAACAAAGGAUCAGAGACUUGAUAGCGCCAAACCAUUCGCUCGGACAUUCAGAUCGAGGAGGCAAAAAGGACUCCACUUCCAAUACGGACGCAUGACGAGUAUGAUCAGAUCCGCAUUCGUGAUUCUACCACGGCAGCCGGCCGGGUGCAUCCCGAGCGAAAACAGUGCCGUUCCGAGAGCAGCUGGUGCGCUUAGCUCGACAUGUAGUACGCGAUUACAACUUUGGAUGUAUUACAAUGUCUGAUGCAUACAGG
Messenger RNA from Ceraceosorus guamensis, 708 nucleotides. RefSeq lists its product as hypothetical. The transcript is spliced from 3 exons. The coding region runs from base 1 to 549 and encodes 182 amino acids. The record is from RefSeq and is a predicted model, not a curated record. Lineage: Eukaryota; Fungi; Basidiomycota; Exobasidiomycetes; Ceraceosorales; Ceraceosoraceae.